GGCGGCGAGCUUGACUUUUGUCUUCUUCGAGUGGAGGCUGGCCUGACCCCAGUCAGAGAUGUCUGCCGCGGAAAGUUUUCUUCUUCGGAUGGAAGAAGAUGUUUUUCAAACAAAGCGCUUAUCUUUCACAUCUGAUUGGUGACCAUGGAGGCGUAGAGGUCGGGAGUGACACAAUGUCCAUGGGGGAGUUCAUAGAGCUCCGUGACCUGAGGCCCGGCGGUGAACAGAUCCAGCUGAAUGGAGCGUGUUCACCCCGCUCCCCUCCGCGUUUGGAGAGAGCCAAUGCCCUGAGGAUCAGCCCGGGAAAGGUGCCGGAUCUGCUGAGCCGGGUGGGCAUUAUCCGGGUCGUGAGCAGCUGGGAGUUGGACCGGCACCUGGCAGAGGAGACUGGGGAGGGCCAUGACUUCCAACCCUGCAGCCACACUCAGCCCACAUGGUGCGACCUUUGUGGGGACUUCAUCUGGGGCCUCUACAAACAGAGCUUGCGCUGUGCCAAUUGCAAGUUCACAUGCCACUACCGCUGUCGUCCCCUGAUCUGCUUAGACUGCAGCUGGGACCACGGCUCUUCCACCGACCACACGUUGGUUGUGGAGCACACCAUUGAAACGGACACCAAUGUGCCCAUCGUCAACAUGUCAAGCACGGCCAGUAGCUCGGACAAGUUGCCCUCCUUCGAGAAGACGUGGGGUAGCUCCACCAGCAGCGGAUACUGCAGUGACGAGGCGGCGGAUUCCGACGCUGAGUUCGAGCAGUACUUCACCGCACGCACCUCCUUCUUCCCUAAAGGCCACAAAGCGGUGACGCACGUCAAGAAGGAUGAACCGAGUGAUUGUGGCAAACAGGUGUUGACCACUGCUGAUACUCAGAAGAAGGUCAAGGAGUACAACGCUCAGAUCAAUAGCAAUUUAUUCAUGAACAUGAACAAGGACAGUUCCUACACCGGCUUCAUCAAAGUGCAGUUCAAGCUGGCGCGGCCCGUGUCGGUCAUGCACCCAAAGAAAGGAGGAGGCGGCGGUGCGCAGAAGGGCGGCUCUAGGAAGGGUACCAGUGUGAAGCGCCGUACCUCCUUCUACCUGCCCAAGGACGCUUCCAAGCACCUUCACAUUAGCUCCCGCACGUCUGCGCACGACGUCAUCGAGGCCCUGUUGAAAAAGUUCACCGUAGUCGACAACCCCGGCAAGUUCGCUCUGUUUGAGCGCAGCGAACGACACGAACAAGUUUACAUUCGUAAGCUGUCUGACAAUGAGCGCCCCCUACCUCUGCGACUGUGCGCUGGACCCAAUGAGAAAGUGCUCAGCUUUGUUCUAAAGGAAAAUGAGACAGGAGAAGUCAAUUGGGAUGCCUUCUCCACACCAGAACUGAAGAACUUCCUGCUCAUUCUCCAGCGCGAGGAAGAGGAGCACAUCAAGCAGAUCGUGCAGCGCUACGAAGUGGCUCGAGCCAAGAUGCAGGAGGCCUUGCGUGGCUCCACCCCAGGCUGAACAAACCCCCGUGUGACGGGUAGACCUUGAGCGUAGCACCUCUUUUGGCUGGACCGUUGCCUUUAAAACGACCAGUUGCUGAUGCACGUGAAGCUCCCGUAAAUGAACGAAAACAAAAAACACCUCUUCGGUGAACGAGAGUGUGAAAGGGGCGCGAGACGAUGAGAGCGUGCGAGAGAGAGAACGCUGAUGCGAAUGUGCAUGUGAGAUGAUGCGAGAAGCAGUGCCUGACACCUGGAGAGUCUGGUAUGCCUGAGAGAAUGAGUUGAGACCAAUGACUACUUGGUAGAUGUGGUUGUCUACUACCUGAUGAGCCCUACAUGAUUUUUCUUUUUUGGACCUCACUUGUGCCACUGUAAUUGCACAUUAAAAACAUUCCUAUGUUAAAGCUAAAUUAGAAACAUCUGAACUAUUACUGCACACACAAGCCAAAAGUAAAAUGUGAAAUCCUUAAGGAUCAGUAGGUGUUCAUUGGAAGUAGCCACUCUGUCUUGUCAUGUCCUCUACACCUCUCAUGGGUGCAAUGGAAUUUUUUUUUAUCCCCCCCCACCCCUCCUCUGUCAAUUUAUGAGUGAGGUGGUUGCAUGGACAUUGUUUGUGCUGUUCUCAAUGUCAGUGACCAGGACAAGUGUCUGUCACUCGGAUCGUCUGUGAUUGUGAAUGAAUUUUUAUUACUGAAUACAAGUUCAUUUAAGCUGUUCUUAAUUUCAUGUUUCUGACUUUUUUCCCCCUGUCCUUUUAGCUCUUUUCACUUUGAUUGUAUUUGUUGAAUGCACUCGAGCACUUGUUGGCCAAUACUGUGUUAGAAUCACAAAGAAUAAUGCAACAGUCCUGCAAAUAAAUACGUAUUUAUCGAGUCCAUCCAUUUUCUAAUGCAAAAUUGUACCAGUCACCCACGACUACAAUUUAGCAGACAAGCCAUUUGGCAAGAGAAGUGAGGGUACCCCAUGGACUGGUCACCAGCUAAUCAUAAUAUGCAUAUACUAUAUCCCCAAAAGUAUUCGCUCACCCAUCCAAAUGAUUGGAAUCAGGUGUUUCAAUCACUUCAAUGGCCACAGGUGUAUAAAAUCAAGCACCUUGGCAUGCAGACUUGUUUUACAAACAUUUGUCAAAGGAAGGGUCUCUCAGGAGCUCACAGAAUUCCAGCGUUGGAACUGUGAUAGGAAGCCACCUAUGCAACAAGUUCAAUUGUAAAAUUUCCUCAGUCCUAAAUAUUCCACAGUCAGCUGUAUUAUAAGAAGGCGGAAGUGUUUGGGAACAACAGCAACUCAGCCACGAAAGCGGAUGACCAUGUAAACUGACAGCUUGGGCGGAUAGAGCGAGGAAGUCACCAACUUUCUGCUUGGUCAAUCGCUACAGGCCUCCAAACUUCAUGUGGCCUUCAGAUUAGCUCAAAACCUGUGCGCAGAGAGCCUCAUGGAACGAAUGAGUUUCUAUGGCCGAGCAGCUGCAUCCAAGCUGCGCAUCAAGUGCAAUGCGAAGCAUCGGAUGCAGUGGUGUAAAGCAUGCUGCCGCUGUAACCCGUGAGCAGUGGAGAUGCAUUCUCUGGAGUGACGAAUCGCUUCUCCAUCUGGCAAUUUGAUGGACGAGUCUCUGUUUGGCGGUUGCCAGGAGAUUGGUACAUGUUUGACUGCAUUGUGCCAAUUGUGAAGUUUGUUGGAGGAAGGAUUAUGGUGUCGGUUUGUUUUUCAGGAGCUGGGCUUGGCCCCUUAGUUCCUGUUAAAGGAGCUCUGAAUGCUUAAUUCAGCAUAUCAAGAGAAUUUGGACAAUUCCAUAUUCCCAACUGGAACUAGUUUGGAGCUUUUCCCCUUCCUUUUCCAACAUCGUCAGUGCACAAAGCAAGGUCCAUAAAGACAUGAAUGACAGACUCUGGUGUGGAUGAACUUGACUGCCCUGCGGUGUCCUGCUCUUAACACGAUGGAACACCUUUGGGAUAAAUUAGAGCGGAGACAAAGAGCCUGGCCUUCUCCUCAACGUCAGUGUGUGACCUUGGAAAUGCGCUUCUGGAAGAAUAGUAAAAAAGAAAAUUCCCAUAAACACAUGACUAAACACUGUAGACAGCCUUCCCAGAAGAGUGGAAGCUGUUAUAACUGCAAAUGAUGGACCGACGUCAUAUUGAACCAUAUGAAUUAGGGCUGGGAUGUCGCUUAAAAUUCAUAUGAGAGUCAAGGCAGGCGAGUGAAUACGUUCGGCAGUAGUGUAUAGUGCUUGUACUCAUAAUGACCGCGCAAGAGCUGGAACCUAUCCCCGGUGACAUUUAGUGAGAGAAGCGCUGUCCUCCCUGUGAUUGAAUGGCGACCAGUCAAAAUGUCAGUUGGAGAAACGAGUGCAGGUUGUACCCAACUUCUUUUUCCCAAAAGUCAGCUGGCAUAGGCACAAGCUCAUCUGCCUUCCAAGUGAGGAUAAUAAACGCUAUAGAAAAUGGAUGGCUGUGUUUAGGCUGAGAGAUGAUUAUAUAAAGUAUAUUUUAUUAGAGAAAAAUAGCAGGACUGUUGUCUAAACCAGUGCCUAAUUGAGUGAACAUUCAAGUAGCUUUUAUCACAUCCUUUCAAAUGUGAGAAAUGUGCACUACUUUCAAUAAAGCAAGUGUCUUAUCAGAA
Molecule: messenger RNA, 4081 nt
Organism: Phycodurus eques (leafy seadragon)
Lineage: Eukaryota; Metazoa; Chordata; Actinopteri; Syngnathiformes; Syngnathidae
Product: ras association domain-containing protein 1-like
Exons: 8
Coding region: 99-1481 (460 amino acids)
Biological process (GO): Ras protein signal transduction
Cellular component (GO): nucleus; microtubule cytoskeleton
Source: RefSeq, a predicted model, not a curated record